Pocillopora meandrina is the source of this 1930-nucleotide messenger RNA. The record is from the annotation of a GenBank genome assembly. NCBI's taxonomy places the organism in Eukaryota, Metazoa, Cnidaria, Anthozoa, Scleractinia, Pocilloporidae.
AUGAUUAUUGAUUUGCACUUGAGAGUUCCCCAUCUUUCUCGUAAACUUGUCUGGUUCAAUGAAAAUGAAAAUCAUUUUAUUUUUCAGUUCUCAGAUGAUGGAGCUCCUGAAACAAAUGAGCUGACAAUGUCAAUAGGAAGUAUGGUGUGCUGGAACUUUGGAGAUCAGAUACGAAGUAGGGACUUCCAGUACCUCCUCCACUGUGUAAGUGUAAAAGAGAAAGAUCAAAUAAUGCAUGACCUCUGGAAGCAGCACACUGAAGAGAUGAAAAUGUUGGAAGGUAAUGUUUUGACUGUUUUUGAUAAGGAGUGCACUGUUGAAUUUCAGCCAGGAGCAGACAUGUCCUGGCAGAGCUGGGCUGCCAAUGAACUCAACCAGGCAGCUACAUAUCCUUCCCAUAUGCAAAUGUUCAUAAAGGAAACAUGAACACUAUGGGGGGUAGUAUUGGAGUGGGUAAAGAUGACACCUGGAAGCCUUACACUAUGGAAAUGAGAACCUCUAAUACUGAGAAGGUAAACAAUUUUAUCACCUCUCUUCCCCCAAACCUUUCGGAAAAAAUUAAAAUUACAGAAAUUUGCAGUUUAUGGCUGAAAAUGGCAUCCGACAGUUAGGUCUCCCAAGGAUUGGGCAUUUUGCAGACAAGUUAAGGCCAGAACCCAUGCACUGUGAGAUCAAUGCCUGGCAGCAUUAUAUUGAUCUCCUAUAUUUAGAGGCAGUAAGAAGAGGAAAGUUUGAUCCUUUUGUUUCUGCCCUGUUAGCACCUAUAGGGAAUAGAGAUGGAGAUGUUAAGGAGGGACAACCCCAAAAGACUCUUUUGAGGCUUUCUGAUAUAGACAGUGUUGGGGAGCGUGCCAGAAAGCAGGAAAUGUUGCAGAAAUCGGAGGAGGACCUAAAACAAUACCUGCAGAAGACAGGUUUUCCUCAUGUAAGGCAUGCAACAGGUGAGGGGGUGUGGACUGGGAUACUUGGCUUCAAGAGUAAAAGAACAUUUUAGUGAUGAAACUAACAGGUAUAAAAAAAAUUACCAGUUAGGCUUAUUGGCAAUCAAGCUAUUGCAUUGGCUCGAUAUUACUACCGUUUAGUUGACACUUUAGAAAAUGAAGAUGAAACAGAGGCACAAACAAUCCAACGACUGGCUCUUAGCAAGAUAGGUGAGUAUCUGAGGAAUGCUGGGGGGCUUUUUAAUAGAAUAGAGACCAAUUCUGCUCAGGUUGCAGAACUGAAAGAAAUGUGUAGUAUGUAUUUUAACCUGAUGUCUUUGUUUUUUUCAUCCAGUGUUAAUGUCACAACAUGGACAAUUGGAUAUGCCAUUCCCUAUCAUGCAAAUUUGCUGUUUACAAGGUAUGGGGUGGGCUAUGGCAUUGUCUCUUUGCAGGCUAAAGAGGCCAAACAUUCUGGUGUGAAGGAAGAUUUGACCUUAACUAACCGGUCAAAUGUAAGUACUGCCACUGGUAAAUGGUGGCAAGUAAUGCGAAGUAAUUAUGUUCGCUCAUUUUACCUCCCAGAACAUCAACCAAUGCCCUCUUCUUAUAUCUCACACUACCAAUCACGUUCUCCACCACACUGUCACCAAUCAAAUGUUUGUAAUUGUGGUAGAAAUAAAGAAAACGAUUUGCUCAGUUGUAAAGUUUGUUUCUCCAGUAUGAACCUUGUGACUUGUGCAAGUAGCAGAGGUCUGACAGAAUCAGUGUUGUGUGCACUAAAACCUGUUGUCUGUAAACAGUGCAAUACUCGCUUUGCUGAUAACCUGUCAUUAUUGUCUCAUUUAAAGUUUUGCAAUGCCACUGAGCUAAGAAAGGUAGCUAUACAGCCAACUUUGAUGACAGUACCUAGUUUAAAGGAAGCUUUACGAAGUAGAGGAUUAAGCACUGCAGGUACUAAGGAAAUUCUAAUUAAGCGCCUUGAAGGUGCAUUGGCUGGGGAGGGGUAG